Molecule: messenger RNA, 1698 nt
Organism: Xyrauchen texanus (razorback sucker)
Lineage: Eukaryota; Metazoa; Chordata; Actinopteri; Cypriniformes; Catostomidae
Product: E3 SUMO-protein ligase ZBED1-like
Exons: 2
Coding region: 1-1698 (565 amino acids)
Molecular function (GO): DNA binding; protein dimerization activity
Source: RefSeq, a predicted model, not a curated record
AUGAGCCGAUGCAAAAUUUGCGGCAAAAAGGUUCCUGUGACACGCGGCAAUACAUCUAAUUUGAGGUGUCAUCUCGCUAACUGUCAUCCAGCCAUUAAUGCACAGCUGGCCCCUCAAGCAUCAGGUCGCGGAGCAACAUCAAAAAGAACAGCUGAGACCGGUACCAGCCGACAGUUAGGAGUAGCUGAAGCCUUUGGGAAAUCUGUAAAAUACAGCCGUGAAAGUAACAGGCAUAAAUGCCUUACAGCCGCUGUUACCCAGUAUCUAGUUCAGGAGAUGGUUCCAUUCAACACUGUGGAGAAACCUGCAUUCAAGUCAAUGCUUCAAAAAUUUGACAAGCAGUACGAGUUGCCGGGCAAAACCUACUUUUCAGAAACUGCUGUGCCAAAAAUGUACAGCACGGUAAAGACAUCGAUUAAAAGCGAGCUUAUGAAUGUCGACUACUUUUCUGCCACAACCGAUAUGUGGUCAAGUGUCAAUAUGACUCCUUAUAUGAGUCUAACGGUUCAUUAUCUCAGCAUAGAAUGGAUUCUGAAAUCACGUUGCCUCGAAACCGUGUUCAUGCCCGAAAACCACACGUCCGACAAUAUUUCGGAUGCUCUCCGGCACACAUUUGAAGAGUGGUCCCUGGAUGAGAAGAAGCUGGUCUGUAUCACUACAGACAAUGGGGCCAACAUAGUUGCAGCAGUCAAAAAGUUGAACUGGCCGUGGCUGAACUGCUUUGGUCACAAUUUACAUUUGGCAAUAACAAACGCAAUGGCAAGGGUCAAAGACCGCACAGCCCGAGCAAUGGGCCUGUGUCACACACUGGCCUACUCUGUUCAGGACUGCGCUACGAGAUGGGGCACCAAACAGAAAAAGGUGGAAAGGGUUUUAGAGCAAAUCCCGGCUAUCAGAAGAGUUUUGGAUGACCGCCGGAGACAUCAACAUCUAAAUCCAAGCUGGCAGGACAUCGCUGUCCUUGAGUCCGUGAACGCAGCACUGAAACCCGCGGCUGAAUUUACGGAUCUGCUGUCUGGCGAAAGCUACGUUACAGUGUCUUCAGUCAAACCCGUCCUGAAACUCCUGACAGAAGAUAUGCUUAAACCAUCAUCCGAGGAUACCACCUUAACAUCGGACAUAAAGCACAAAAUGUGUGGUGUUCUACAUGGGAAGUAUGAACCAGCUGCCUUACAAAAACUUUUGGCAAAGGCGUGUUGUUUAGAUCCUCGAUAUAGGGGGGAUCAUAUCAAUGACACGGAGACAAAAUCCGCACUCAUCGAAGAGAUGGUGGGAGUGGAGGACGAAGAGACCGCUGCCCGUGCGUCAGAGGUUGGAGACGCAGGGAAAGCGGUAGUGCCACCUGCAGCAAAGAAAAAGACUCUUGGAGACCUGCUGAAGUCACGGACAACCUCCGCGUCAGCGCCCAUACCCAAGAGAGCGCGAGCAGAUAACGAGCUCACGCGCUAUCUGCAUGAGGAGUGCAUCGACUCCAACGCGAAUCCACUGUCCUGGUGGCGCGAUAAUCAGUCUAGAUUUCCGCUGCUCUCCAAAGUCGCGCGCAAAUACAUGUGUAUUUGUGCAACGAGCACACCGUCGGAAAGGGUUUUCAGUGCCGCGGAGAAUAUUGUUACCCCCAUGCGAUCCUCCCUGAAACCACAUAAGGUUAAUAUGUUGGUUUUCCUAGCGCGAAACAAGGACAUGAUAACCCAGAUCUAA